This is a messenger RNA of Belonocnema kinseyi, 2806 nucleotides long. Its product is annotated as tigger transposable element-derived protein 2-like. The transcript is spliced from 3 exons. The record is from RefSeq and is a predicted model, not a curated record. Gene Ontology annotation, cellular component: nucleus. Lineage: Eukaryota; Metazoa; Arthropoda; Insecta; Hymenoptera; Cynipidae. Gene Ontology annotation, molecular function: DNA binding. The coding region runs from base 50 to 2332 and encodes 760 amino acids.
CAGCAUGCAAUGUGACAGAGGCACUGCAGUUUCAACUUAGUGUGUUGCUAUGUGUCUCGCUAAUAUACACUUAAUUGCCAAAAUGUCCAAGUUAAUAAACAAAAGAAAGCGGUUAACUUUUGAAGAGAAGUGUCAGCUGAUACGCGAAGUGAAAUCAGGUAUCCCAAAACAGAACGUGAUCCAGAAAUAUGGGAUCAGCGAGAGGAUGUACAGGAUAGUGUUAUCUCGUGAAACUGAUUUUAACAAUAAGAUCGAAAGUUAUGAAUAUCAAAACAAGAAAUCGUCAAGAACAAGUAGUGAUGUGCAUUUGGAUGCUGCUGUCUUUGAAUGGUUUAAGCAAGCCAGAGACAGAGGUGAUCCACUAUCCGGGCCGAUUAUUCAAGAGAAAGCUCGUAUUUUAGACGAAAAGAUCAACGGUUCUCAAACUUUUAAAGCCAGCAAUGGAUGGCUGAGUAGAUUCCGAAUGCGGUACGGCAUUCGACUGAAAGAAGAGAGAUUGUCCAAUAAUUCUUCAAAAGCGGCAGAAUUUUUGCCAAUUUUUAAAGCAAAAAUUGAAUCCGAAAAUUUAAAGCUAGACAACAUUUACAAUGCCGACGAAUCUGGAAUUCUAUGGCGACUAUUGACGGCGUGCACUCUUCCUCUACAUAUAGAAGAAAAAGAAGCUUUGAAGAAAAAAGAAUGCAAAGACCGUGUCACAGCUCUAUUCUGUGCCAAUGCCUCUGGAAGUCAUCGAAUUCCACUUUUAUUAAUUGGUGAAUCUGAAAACCCAACAUGUCUCAUAAAUCAUGUACCGGAAAAUUUAAAAGAUCAACGGUUAAAAAACUUGAAAAUUUUGGGUGUCAUUUACACACAUCAGGAUAGUGCAUGGAUGGACAAGUCUAUAUUCUUGCUAUGGUACAAGGAAGAGUUUAUUCCGCGUGUUUUAGAACGUCAAAGACAGGAUGCAAUAGCGGGAAAGGUUGUUUUGCUUCUCGAUAAUGCUCCAUGCCACCCGAGUUUGGAUGAACUCAACGCGAUAAACGAAAACUUUGAAGUUUUAUAUUUGCCUCCGAAUGUGCCAGCUUCGAAUCAACCUAUGGCUCAAGGAUUAAUCGCGAUGACGAAAAAACUAUUCAAGAAAGAAUUGUUGAGAAGUUUAUUCCGCAGUGAGGAAUCAGAAGGGGCUAUUCUGUUUUUAAAAGAAUUCGACCUUCCGGAUUGUUUUGGCAUGCUCAGCCUCGCCUGGGACGCUGUGAAAUCAUCUUCUCUUAAAAAAGCAUGGAAACCGCUUUUGACCGACUCACACCUUCUGGCUCGGCUAGAGGCCAAUUUAAAGCUAGGGCAAGAGGAGGAUCCUUUAUUCAUCGAUGAUGCAGUUCUGAGCGAAUCGGAUUCCACCACUGAUUUCAUUAGUUUAUCUGAUGAAAUUUGCGAUCAAGUUUCGGAACUAUUAUCAGGGCCAGAUUAUUCUGUAGAAAAAUCGAAAGAAUAUCUCCUGAAUUGGUUUGAAAGUCGAUUUGGAAAUGAUUAUAUCGAUUGCGGUUGGGAGUCACUAUCAGACAGUGACAUUGUAAGCCUUGUUACCACUCGCCGACGCGAGCCUGAAAGCUUAACUAAAAUAAAAAAGAACGAAAAUAUAUUUAAAAAUCCUAGUUCUGUAAACUUUGUUGCAAAUGAUAGACCUGAAUCUGAAAUCGAAAAGAACGAAACUAUGCUUGACGAUCCUGUUUUUGUCAACUUUUUUAAAAGUGGUAUAUACGAGCCUGAAAUUAUUCCUAAAGUCGAAAAGAGCGAAACUGUACUUGAAGAUCCUGUUCUUAAAGAUCCUGUUCUUGAAGAUCCUGCUCUUGAAGAUCCUGUUCUUGUAAACCUGGUUAGAAAUAGCAGAUAUGGAUCUGAAAUUGUAACUCAAAUCGAAAAUAGCGAAACUGUUCUUGAAGAUCUUGUUUUUGUCAACUUUGUUACAAAUGUUAGAAGCGAAUCUGAAAAUUUACCUAAAAUCAAAAACAGCGAAACUAUUGUUAAAGGUCCUGUUUUUUUAAGCCCUGUUAAAAAUGGUAGUCGUGGAUCUAAAAUUGGAACUGGAAUCGAAAAGAACGAAACUGUUCUUGAAGAUCCUGUUUUUGACAACUUUGUUUUAAAUCAUAGACGCGAGCCUAAAAUCGAGAAAAGUGAAACUGUGUUAGACAAUUCUGAAAAUAUGGAAAUAACUUCGUCGUUAGAGGCUUGUGGCUACCUCAUGAAGUUUAAAAAUUGGGCGAAAUCGCGAAGAGACUGCUUACCGAUGUAUCUUGAUUACAUUAGAGAAUUAGAGAACUGGGCAACCGAACCUGUGGUAUGUUCAUGGAUAUAGGAAUGGGAGGCCAUCUUGGCGUGCUAAAUCGAUAUUGCGAGGUAAAAAUUUGUUUCAAUAUUAAUUUUAUAAAUUUAUUUUUCUUACAUAAUUUCGGGUUCUUUUCGGUUUCUCCGAAACUGAUAAUAAUUUUUUUUUUAAAUUGUUAAUACAAAUUUACCAGAAAUUAAGUUUACAAAUUUUACUUGGAAAAUUUUAGGGUUCUUUAGGGCUCCUGAAAUAUCGACCGAAAGUCAUCCGAUUUUUUUCUCUUUUUUUGUAAUACUUGGUAUUGAGCUAACCAAAUUUUAUUUAAAAAUACAUGAACAAUAUUAUGAAAUUCAUUAUUUCUGGUCUGAUAAUUUAAAGCGCAUUUAGAGCUCUCCGAGGGCAAGUUAUGUAUAUUGUACAUAAGACUCUAGUUGAAAUAAUAACUGUAAAUUUAAUUAUAUACAAAAAUUAGGUACUUGAAUAAAGUUUGAUUUUUUAUAUAAA